Messenger RNA from Candidula unifasciata, 477 nucleotides. Lineage: Eukaryota; Metazoa; Mollusca; Gastropoda; Stylommatophora; Geomitridae. The record is from the annotation of a GenBank genome assembly.
AUGAACAAGUUGGCAACAGUUCUGUUAUGUGCCAACGUGAUCACAGUGCUGUUCCCUCAGCCAGGAUACAUCCAUCCAGACGAGUUCUUCCAGUCAGCCGAAAUUGUUGCAGGUGAUAUCUUCAACAUUCAACAUUUUCGCACUUGGGAAUUCAACGGAACAUCUGCAGUGCGAAAUAUUGUUUUCCCAUACCUAGUUCUGGCCCCGCCACUGUACAUGUUGCGAUCGCUCAACUCGUCAGGCAUUCCUGAACUACAGGUGUCAGCUGUCAAAGUUGUCAUGGCAACAAGACUGCCAGUGGCAUUGCUGAGCUUCCUGGGUUACUUAGCAACAGGCAGACUGGCUGACUGUUUCUGUGCUGACAGAUACAUCUGUAGCAUCCUGUACUGCAGCUCCUAUGUUAACCUGGACCUUAUUACACCAGAACCUUCUCUAACUCAGUGGAGUCGGUGUUGCUGGCUGCAGUACUGCUACUAG